This is a messenger RNA of Zootermopsis nevadensis, 3509 nucleotides long. RefSeq names its product CTD small phosphatase herzog (gene hzg). The record is from RefSeq and is a predicted model, not a curated record. NCBI's taxonomy places the organism in Eukaryota, Metazoa, Arthropoda, Insecta, Blattodea, Termopsidae. Gene Ontology annotation, molecular function: RNA polymerase II CTD heptapeptide repeat phosphatase activity.
GUUGAUGUACGUAGUCAGUACCACAACAAGUCGAGAGGAAUGAAAGAUCAUCUGCCAUUUUGAAAUUCAAGACUUUUUUAUGGUGUUUCUCAUUUACUUUUCCAAAAUUGAGUACAAUAACAGGAUAACAGACAAAUGUUUAAAUGGACGCAUCGUCCAUCAUCACACAGGUGUCACGCGAUGACGAACAACUAAGUAGUUUCUGUCCUGAAAAAGUUUCUUUACCACAUGUGGAAAAUGAGUUGGCACCAUCAGGUCAAGUUGGCAAGAAACCCCGGCGAGGGUUUCUGCGUUCUCUGUUUUGCUGCUUCAGUAGGCAGACAAAUUCAAAAAGCUCAAAACUACCCCCAGGUAAUGUGGGGCGGGGUUCACCACCACUUAGCCCAGGUUCCCCUAGGUUCCUGUUACCUUCAGUGCGACACCAGGACUUUCUUAAAAAAUGCAUGGUGAUUGAUUUGGAUGAGACACUAGUUCAUAGCUCUUUCAAGCCCAUCAGCAAUGCUGACUUUGUUGUUCCUGUGGAGAUAGAUGGAACUGUCCACCAGGUGUAUGUUCUUAAGAGGCCAUAUGUUGACGAGUUCUUGCAGAGGAUGGGGGAGUUGUAUGAAUGUGUGCUCUUCACUGCCAGCCUUGCAAAGUAUGCUGAUCCAGUAGCUGACCUGUUAGACAGAUGGGGCGUCUUCCGGUCCCGUUUAUUCCGAGAAUCGUGCGUGUUCCACAGAGGGAAUUAUGUAAAGGAUCUUAACAGACUGGGCCGAGAUCUGCAAAAAGUGAUCAUUGUGGACAACUCACCUGCUUCCUACAUCUUCCAUCCAGACAAUGCUGUGCCUGUAGCCUCAUGGUUUGAUGAUAUGACUGACUCAGAAUUACUGGAUCUGAUCCCUUUCUUUGAAAAGCUGAGUAAAGUGGACAAUGUGUACACAGUUCUAUGCAACUCGAACCAUCCUUGCAACACCAGCCCAACAUCUGGCUUGAUGAACCAGUCUCCACCACCACAGCAACAUAACAACCUACAGGUGAACAAUCAUGCAACGCUCAAUGCCGGCUCGUAGCCACUUCAGGGAUUCCGCUAGCCUAGGAUACGAGUGACAUUUGCAACCUCAUUAGGAUGCUGUUGUUUGAAUCUGAGAGUGGUGUCCUACUAGGAUGCUGUCUCGUGUUGUUUCCGUGUGUGCAAGUACGAGUAUCUGUAGGCAUGCUUGUGUGAAUGUAUGAUGGCAUCUGUUGUCACCAGUUCAUGUUUUGUCAUUAGCGGUUGCCUGUUUAAUGCAGUAUGUUUUAUCCAACAGUCCAAGUGCCAAUAUUGCCUUCUGGAUGAGUUGCAAGGGAAGAGCUUCUGUCGAAGAAAAGUGUGUAUGGUCCAACUUCCUCAACAAAGAAUAAUCCCAUUUAUUUUUGCUGAUAUAAAUAGUUUUUAUAAUAGCUUCUGAAAACUGUAGUACUCAGCCUUUUGAUAACCAUAAUCAGAUAAUUGAGUCCUAUGAUUUUUAUCAUAAUAAAGGAGACCAUGUAUAUUCUAAUAUUUGCUUGAUACAGUUUGAGGUGUCAUUUUAAUCUCAUGUGUAUUGAAUGUCUUAUAUAAAAAGGAAGGAAAUUAUGCAGACAUGGACUGAAAUGUACAGUAAUAUCUUGACAAAAGAGAACCUUUUCUGAAUGUUUUACAGCAAAUUGCAGGCUGGUUCGAAUGUGUAGAUGAGUUUGGUGCUAUUUUUUUCUAACCCGUGCUAGAAAAGUGUAGCCUAACACGUGCAUAUGGCUGGUAUGGCAGACAAAUGAAGCCUACCCUUCUUUCCCUCUCUUGACUUAGUUCAGGGAGUCCGUGUCUGUGGAGUGUGUGUGUUGCUGUGCCACUUAACCAGUUAUGUUACGUGUGUAUGUGUACAUACACACGCAUGCACGCACACGCGCACACACACGCACAUGUAUAUGAAUUUGCUAAUCUUAUAUAGUGGCCUUAACGAACAUUUUGAUAACAUUGUUAUUGUGCUCUGACUGGCUCAACGCUGUUGCGGUGGUCCAUUCAACUUUUUUAAUUAUUAUGGUUACUACAAGUUUAUUAAAAAAAUAUACCAAAUUACCUGUCACCAUUUUUCAGUAUUUUCCUUUUGGUGUAGGUUUCUUACAUGAUGUCAAGCAUUAGGUUAGCUCCUGCAGUACAAAUAAACAUCACAUGGGGUUUUAUCUGUUUUAAUAUUUUAAUUUUUCCAACUCUAAGAGUUGAGGGUUUGUUAUAAUUUUUAGAGCUGUUAUCGUGUUGAUGUUCCCCCAUUCAUGGUGAAAAAGAUCUAGUAUCUAAUAAAAGUGAUGAAGUGAUCGAGUUUUUGUACAAACAUAUGAAUGUAUUGUUUCUAUUUUUAGUCCUCUUGACCUCUCUCCCCCCCCCCCAACACCACUACCACUACCACUGCUGCCACCAUCACCACCACAACACUCCAUUAAUGCUGCAGACUGUACUUUGUUGACUGCUUGAUCUGUUUUACAUUGGUUUGAUGCUUCAUAUCAUUAAGACGUAUCAUUAAAUCAGCUUGUUUGUGUUAUUCUUAUAUGUAUAUACAAGUAGUGAGAUACCCAAUAAUACUCUUCAUACAUAACCCAUGGUCUGAGGUGUAAUCGGUAGGUGCUUCCAUAUGGGAAUGAGGAUUGCUCAAAGGUAAUGGACACAAGUAUGAUGCAGCGGUUCUCAAAUGAGGGCCUGGAGUUUUAUAUCGACAUGCAUGUGAGGUAUUGCAAAAGCAAGGUUGUGAUGGAUAUCUUGUUGAUAUACCAUAGAAUGUCAUUAAGAUUUCAAAUUGAUACAGAUGGUGACAAAAAUAAAAUGAAACCCAUAUUCAUCAGCAUAAAUUAUCUGGUACUUUUUGUUAAUUUUUAAUUUUGUAUUGUCAUAACCAUGUGCUAAUAGAUUGCACUAACAUCUUUUAUAUGUCCAACUUGUGUAAUGACAGUUGAAUGUUCCAGGUUAACACUGUUUUGUACUUAUAUUUACAUUUGUUGUUAAAGAAAAUGGUUUACUCUGUUGUAUAUUAUUUGAAAACGGGCAUAUUUAAAUACAGCAAGUAUACAUACAGAGAAAUUUCCAAAUGAUAAAGUUCAGACCAAAUAAGUAAUUUGAUUUAUAUGUUGAUUUCAUGUAACUGGGUCUGUAAUCCAUCCAUCAAAGUAUCAUAACAAUGUUAAAAGAUGAAAGACAGUAAUGAAAGUUAAGAUGGGUUCCACCUUAUUUCUCUCUGUGUAUGAUGUAUAUUGUUUCAACAGAUCAUUGUGAAAUCUCAUUACAAUGAAGUUUGAGGGACCACUAUUUAUAUUUCAUCAUAUUAACAUUCUGUUACAUGAAUGUCACGUCACCCAAUUCACUAUAAAGAACUGGAAGCUAUAUAUUAAGAAAGGUUGAAACCUGUGGCCUUCAGCUUGUUUUAUUUGCAUAAUUAAUGACACUGUUAAGGAAAGGAAAUCCAGUGUGAUAACUUAUUUUAUAACACUAUUCAUUGUUUAUAAAAAAAUAUGCCUAUUAA